This is a messenger RNA of Ochlerotatus camptorhynchus, 1029 nucleotides long. RefSeq names its product putative nuclease HARBI1. The transcript has 6 exons. The coding region runs from base 1 to 1029 and encodes 342 amino acids. Lineage: Eukaryota; Metazoa; Arthropoda; Insecta; Diptera; Culicidae. The record is from RefSeq and is a predicted model, not a curated record.
AUGUGCGUGGACGAGCCCGGUGUCCAUAGCUGCAAGGGUGUGGUGAUCCAGAGACGAAAGCGAUCAGCAAUGGAUACUGUAAUGUUGGCUGUCUUUGCAGAGCAGGAAGAGCUGCGUUCUUUGAGAAGGCAUCGGUCUAAUUUGCGUAAUACUACCGAUAUUAUGGAGCUACCGGAUGCAGAAUUCAUCAAAAACUUCCGGUUGAACAAGGAAGCAUUUCUGUACAUCCUUGGCGAAAUUACUGACGAAUUUCCCCCUCAAAGGCAAGGAGCCCUUUCCGUGAAGGAGAAACUCGCAGCUUGUCUUCGUUUCUUUGCCGAGGGCAGCUAUCAGCAUGGAACCGGAAAAGACUUUGAUGUCGCAGUAGCUCAGCCAACGUUUUCAAAGAUCCUUUCAGAAAUUCUUACUGUUUUCGAGAGGAAAAUGUGUCCUCAGUGGAUAAACAUACGCAUGUCAAAUGAAGAAAUGCGUCGAGCAAAACGAUUUUUCUAUGAGAAAUCUGGUAUCCCUGGCGUGAUCAUGUGUGUUGAUGGAACACAUAUAAAAAUUAUUCCUCCGAAUGUAAACCGCAACCUUUUUUACAACCGGAAAGGAUUUUAUAGCUUGAAUGUUAUGAUCAUGUGUGACGACACACAACGAAUUCGUUUCGUAGAUGCCGGAUAUCAAGGAUCCAAUCAUGAUUCGCAUGUGUGGGGGUUAAGCUCGGCUCGAAGAUACAUGCAGCAGCUGCAUAGAAAUGGCGACACAAACAUUAAAAUCUUAGGCGAUGCAGGUUACCCAUCUGAGCCAUGGUUGAUAACUCCACACCGAGCACCGGAGGAUGGAAGUCCUGAAAGCAACUUCAAUAGGUUGCAUAGUGUAGGGAGGGGCAUAAUUGAACGGACCAUCGGAGUACUGAAAAAUCGUUUCCGAUGCAUACUAGGUGCCCGGCAAUUGCACUAUUCGCCAUCGAAAUCAUCGAAGAUUAUAAAUGUGUGUUGUGCAUUGCACAAUCUUUGUUUGACAUAUUUGAAUGAUGAUUUGCAAUAA